Molecule: messenger RNA, 888 nt
Organism: Suillus bovinus
Lineage: Eukaryota; Fungi; Basidiomycota; Agaricomycetes; Boletales; Suillaceae
Exons: 3
Coding region: 1-888 (295 amino acids)
Molecular function (GO): RNA binding
Source: RefSeq, a predicted model, not a curated record
AUGUUCUCCAAAGCCCUUUUAGCUCAGUCAAGGACAUUGUCUGUAUCUCUCCGGGCCCGUGCGUCGCCUUUUUCGUUGGCUCUGUUACGCCAUGCCAACUCCGGAAAACUGUCGAUGCCAUCGCAGUGGCAGAGGGCAUUGUCAACGUCGUCAGCGUUGCGUGAUGACGGGUCACGGUUUGGCGACCAAAACUCGAAGCCAAGGGGCUUUCGGAGAAGCGUUCCGCCUUCGGGAACACUUUACAUCGGAAACCUCCCAUACUCUAUCACCGAAGAAGAACUGCGACAGUCUUUUGCAGAGUUCGGAGAGAUUGUGCGUGUAUCUUUGGGCACCACACCAGAAGGGCUCAACCGCGGGUUUGGACACAUUGAAUUUUCCAAUGUGGAUGAUGCCAGCAAGGUUAUCAAGGCGGAUGAGGAGGACCCAAUCUAUAUCAUGAACCGCGACAUCCACCUUGACCACGCUGCGGUCCACAAGGAGCCUGUGCGUGAACCUUACCAUACGCUCUACAUCCGUCCGUUUGGCGGACUGGAGGACGACUUGCGCGAAAUGUUCAGCAACUUUCAACAUUCGAUCGCGGGUGUGAGAUUAUUGAGGGACAGAAUCACCGGCGAAUCAAGGGGAAGUGGGUUUGUUGAAUUCGAGAGUGCCGAGAGCGCUACAGAGGCGCUUGAGGCCCUAAAAGAUCCAAAGGACCCUUCAACGGGCAGGCAGAUGACCAUCCAAUAUGCAAAACCUUCUCGUCUCGAUUCUGCUCCUGACGUUAGGAGUAACCGGGAGGGACAAAGACGGAGAUUUAACCAGAGAGAGAGUGGUCCUCGUCGCAAAAACUCAUAUGGUAAUGACUGGAAAAGUUCCCAGCGCACGGAAGAGUAUCAGGAUUCAUAG